GGGAGACCAAACAUGCCCUUCCUUCCUAGCUGUUUGGAGUCCCCAGCCUCCUGCCUGGGCGAAGCUUUCUCAAUCCCGGGCUCUUCCCACGGCAUCAGUUUCUUUUCUCGCCUUCGAAGGCGGAUCCUCGGAUUUCCCCGAAAAAGCGAAAAGGUUUCCUGGCGGCUGUGAAGGUUUUCAACAGGGAAUAGGGAAUUUGCAACAGGGAAUCCUCUCUGGAAGCUGCCAUGGCCCUAAGGCUGCUGCUCCUCCUCCUCCUUUGCACCCUGCUCACCUUCUGCCCAGUGGUUGACACACAGGCGCCUGCAAUUCCAUCAUGUCCAAUAAAUGUAGCUAUCCGAGGUGGCACUGUGACGUUCUCGGAUGAGGGUCGCCUUGGAAGCACCCUCACCUAUUCCUGCCCGCCUGGUACAUACCCAUAUCCAUUGCAAAGCCGGGUCUGCCAAUCUGAUGGAAAAUGGACCCCUAUGCGUUCCCCACAUGGACCCCGUGUCAACACAGCACAAUGCAGAGAGAUACGCUGUCCUCCACAGAUGUCCUUUGAACAUGGUUCAUCCAGUCCACGGCGAAGCUCUCAUCCCAUCGGUGACGUUUUGAGCUUUGAGUGCUAUGAUGGGUAUCAGCUCCACGGUUCCUCCCAGAGACACUGCUUGCCCAAUGGCCGCUGGAAUGGGACCUCCCCUGUUUGCGACGAUGGAGUGGGCCAUUGCCGCAGCAUUGCCAUCCCGCCAGGGGCAAUCGCUACUGGGGGGCGCAACCGUCUUGGCGAUCGGGUCUCAUUUCAGUGUCAGAAUGGCUUUGAUUUGGUAGGAUCGGCACAACGUGUUUGCACUCCAGAAGGCGAAUGGUCAGGAGCAGAACCAAGUUGCAGAGCUCCCUAUUCGUAUGACCGGGCCGAAGAUGUUCGAGCUGAAUUUGGGGCCUCCUUCACUGAUGUUCUGAGUGAGGUGUCAUCAUCUGGACCUGACCCUUCUGAGACACUUCAAGCUCCAAAUUUAGGACGAAGGUUGAUAUUGUCCAAAGACAAUUUCCUCUACAUUUACAUGCUUGCCGAUGCUUCCCACAGCGUUACUGAAGCCAACUUCCAGAUUUUUAAAAAAUGCCUGGAAAUUAUCAUCAACAGGGUUGCCAGCUUUGAUGUAGCCACCAAGUUUUCCAUCCUCUCGUUUGCUAGCCAACCAAAGACUAUUGUUGACAUCCAUGAAGAUAUAGCUGAAGAUCCAGAACUGGUUCUUGAGAAGAUGAAGACUGACAUGAAUUACAAAGAUCAUGGCAAUGCAACAGGGACCAACACCUAUGCUGCCCUUGAUGCCAUCUACAGGAUGAUGAUUAAUGACCGAGCAAAUGUCCUAGAGAAAUGGAACAAAGUUCGCCAUGCUAUCAUUCUUCUUACUGAUGGUAAAUCUAAUCUUGGGCAGCCUCCUAAAGCUGCAGUGAGAAACAUAGAAGACUUGGUGAAUGUGAGAGAAAACCGGAUAGAUUAUCUGGAUAUCUAUGUCUUUGGUGUUGGAAACCUUGAUGUGGACUGGAGUGCCAUGAAUGAGAUUGCAUCUAAGAAGCCCGGUGAAAAGCAUGCAUUCAAACUGGAAAACCUUGAGACACUCAAGGAAGCCUUUGAAGAUAUACUGGACCCCAAAGAUUUGGAUGAUAUAUGUGGUUUGGCAAAUUAUUCCAGCUCUGCCGAGUGGUAUCAAAAGAACCCCUGGCAUGUUCUCCUCCAAGAAAAUAGUCAAGUAGAGCCUUCUUGCCGCGGUGCCUUGAUUUCAAAGACGUGGAUCCUGACAUCGGCUCACUGUUUCAACAAGCUGAAUGACAUUUCCACCUGGAAAGUGAUUCUGGGAGGAGGAGAGAAGAGGUUGCCAAUAAAGAGACGUAUUGAUCAUGACCUGUACAAUGUCCGUGCAAAGGUGUCCCAGGGCAUCCAGGAAUUCUACGACUAUGACAUUUCUCUGCUUGAACUGGAGAAUCCAGUACCAUUUGGUGGGAGGAUCAGACCAAUUUGCCUUCCUUGCACUGAAGGUGCCAAUAAAGCCCUGAAGAAGAAGUCAGGGACCACAACAUGCAAAGAUCAUGAGCUGGAGCUGCUGAGUUUUGACAAGGUGCCUGCCCAGUUUAUAUCCUUGGACAACAAACGGAUGAACGUGCAAAUCAAGACAAAGAAAAGCCGUCCCUCCUGUAUUUCCGGAGCUGUUCAAGAAGGCAUGAUAUAUUCCCAAGUGUCUGAUGUCUCUGAAGUGGUCACAGACAGAUUCCUGUGCAGCGGGAAUGACAACCGCGUGGAGGCUGCCACUUGCAAAGGAGAAUCUGGAGGAUCACUCUUUGUAGAGAGAAGAGAAAGACAUUUUCAGGUGGGUGUGAUCAGCUGGGGUACCUACGAUCCAUGCAAAAGGAAGAACGCAGAGCAGAUCAUACGGGUCUCUCCUCCACGCAAUCAUAAACCACGAGAUUUCUAUAUCAGUCUUUUCAGCAUCCAGGACUGGCUGAGGCAACAUUUGGGCAAAUCGCUGAGAUUCAUCCCUAUGGUUAAAGAUUACAGAGAUAACCUGGUGCUCAGAGGAAGGCCAACAGUAUCAGAAAUCAGCCGGACUGCAUUGGUCCUGCCACCACUGAAGCAAGGAGGUGCGCUGAAGGCAGAACCCAAAAUGCAGCAACUUCACCCUUUUGCCUGCAUCCUUGUGGCACUUUUGGCCUUUUGGACAGAUUCAACCGAUGCUGCUGCCUGUGACCCUGAAACAGCCACAAUUAUAGGCGGCAAUUAUACUGUGCUGGAAAAUGGCACACUUUUGCAAUACAGUUGCCCAACUGGACAGUACCCAUACCCUACUGACUUCCGGCGUUGCGAAUAUAAUGGGAAGUGGAGCUCCAUGCAAAAAACAAAUGGCGACGCCAUCCGCCAAGCCAAGUGCUACGACAUCCGCUGCCACAGGCCUAUAGAGUUUGAAAAUGGCAUGUAUGAACCAAGGCAGUUCUACUACAAUGUAAGCCAGGAGCUGACGUUCGAGUGCUACGGAGGAUACACGUUGCGAGGAUCCCAGAAGCGCACCUGCCUCCCAAAUGGAAAGUGGAGUGGAGAGACAACCAUAUGUGAUGAUGGAGCUGGCCACUGUCGCAACCCUGGUAUCCCAAUUGGUGCCCGCAAAGCUGGCACACAAUAUAGGAUUGAAUACAAGGUCCAGUACACCUGUGAAAGAGGCCUCUCUCUUGUGGGAUCCAAAGAGCGGGUUUGCCAAGAGUCAGGAAUGUGGAGUGGAGCAGAGCCGGAAUGUCGAAGCCCAUUCAGCUAUGACACCCCAGAAGAAGUCUCCUCCAAGUUCAUUUCAUCUCUCACUGAAACUGCUGAGUCCAGUGAUUCUGACAAAAAUGUUUCCACUACAGGGAAGCGUAAAAUCAAGAUUGAGAAGGACGGCUCAUUGAACAUCUACAUUGUCCUUGAUGCCUCGCGGAGCAUUAAGCUGAACCAAUUCAAGGAAGCUCAGAAUAUGUCCAUCAAGUUAAUUGAGAAGAUCUCCAGCUAUGACAUCACCCCCAGGUAUGCCGUCAUCACCUUUGCAACCGAAGUCAAGGAGCUUGUGCGUACCACAGAUGAUCAGAGCACUGAUGCAUCCUGGGUGAUUGAAAAGCUGGAGGGAAUGAAAUAUUCAGAACACAAGCAGAAGCCUGGGACCAACAUCCAAAAAGGCCUUUCUGCUGUCUACACAAUGAUGAUCACCCAGCAAGCAGCAGAAAGGAGGCGAGGACUGAAUCCUCCUCCGGUGUCCGAGAAAACCCGCCAUGUUAUUGUCCUCCUGAGUGAUGGUGACUACAACAUGGGUGGUGAUCCAAUUCGUGUCAUCAGACAAAUCAGGGACUUCCUCAGCAUUGGACGUAACCGCACCCACCCCAGAGAGGACUACUUAGAUGUCUAUGUCUUUGCUGUUGGGGGCACAGUCGUCAUGGAAAAUGUGAAUAAGAUUGCAUCUCAAAAGAGUGGCGAGACACAUGCUUUCAAAAUAAAAAACUAUGAAGACCUUCAGCUGGCUUUUGAGAAGAUGAUCGAUGAAAGUGAGACUUUGUCUAUGUGUGGCUUGGCCAAGGAGCACUCAGAGGCGGACUACCAACAGAAGAACCCCUGGUACACCAUGAUCACCAUCAGGCGUACAGGCGGCGUCUAUGAGCACUGCAAAGGAGCCCUUGUUUCCAAGUACUAUGUCCUGACUGCAGCCCAUUGCUUCACUAUCGAUGAUACAGCUGAUCAGAUCACUGUCACUAUUGCCAGAAGAAAUUAUUAUGUCAAAGCCCUCUACUCCCACCCAGAUUAUCAGAUUGGGAGACUGGCCAAGAAGGGAAUCCCUGAAUUUUAUGAUUAUGAUGUUGCUCUAGUGGAACUUGCAUCUCCCGUCAUGCCCUCUCCUGCUCAAAGGCCUAUCUGUCUCCCAUGUACAGAAGGAGCUACCCGAGCUCUGAGAAAGCCCCAUCCUCAGACCACCUGCAGGGAUCAUGAACAAGAACUUCUCCCUGCUUCAAAUGUCAAUUCCCUUUUUGUAACUGACUGCGAAGACGGUGGCAAAAAAGGGCUGCGUCGCAGAAUCGUGCGGAUCAAGAAUGGGGACCAGAAAUUUGCCUGCGAGGAAGAUGCCAAAAAAGCUGACCACUACAAAAACGUCACCAAUGUGGCAGAUGUGGUGACGGACCGCUUCCUCUGCACAGGGGGCUUUGAUCCCCAGGCGGACCCAAACACUUGCAAAGGUGACUCUGGCGGUCCUCUCAUAAUUCAGAAAAGGCUGCGUUACAUCCAGGUGGGCGUGAUCAGCUGGGGCGUUGUCAAUGUCUGUAAGAGCAAGAAAAUCUCCUGCGACCCUCCAAGAGGUGGCCAUGUGAACUCACCCAGACAUGCCAGGGAUUUCCACAUCAACCUCUUCAAGGUCAUGCCGUGGCUCAAGGAAAAACUGAGGGACGAGGACCUGGGAUUCCUGUAGAUCUACCCUUCCCACCACACCUGGGACACUCUGUGUAAAUAGAAUUUGUGUCUUUGAAUCCCAUAGAAUGGAUUUCAGGCUAGUCAUUGUAUAUUAAAUUGCAUUUUGUGAAAAGAAA
This is a messenger RNA of Anolis sagrei ordinatus, 5073 nucleotides long. Lineage: Eukaryota; Metazoa; Chordata; Lepidosauria; Squamata; Anolidae. The record is from RefSeq and is a predicted model, not a curated record.